AUGAGGGUCUUCCUCUCCAUCACUGCUAUCGCAGCGGUGCUUGCGGUGGCCUUCCUUCUACUAGAGUUGCCAACCAGGGGAAGCCUUCGUGGAGCGGAACAGCACCGCGUAUUGACUCGUCACACACGCAAUCAUGCCCAAGCAGGCGUCAAGCGUGCCGCAGCGCUCAAGGAGAAGCGCGCAGAGAAGAAGAAAGAGGCGAGGAGGGUAGACAGGAAUGGAAAGACACAGCCAGCCUACCUAAAGAACGACAAGACAAAGGCCGUAAAGCUCGGCAGUAAGAUCAAGAAAAAGGUCCAGAAAAAAGCCGAUGAAAAGGAGAAGGAAGAUAAAGCGGGUGUUGCCAAGAAAGCGAACGUGGCUGAAAAGAAAGCAGGUGAUCUCGAGAAAGCGGAGAAAGUAAAGAACAAAGCGAGCGAGACGGCGGGUAAGAAAUUGAAGAAGGCUGGCAAGGAAGAGGACAACAAGUAA
This is a messenger RNA of Seminavis robusta, 471 nucleotides long. NCBI's taxonomy places the organism in Eukaryota, Bacillariophyta, Bacillariophyceae, Naviculales, Naviculaceae. The record is from the annotation of a GenBank genome assembly.